Molecule: messenger RNA, 2308 nt
Organism: Maylandia zebra (zebra mbuna)
Lineage: Eukaryota; Metazoa; Chordata; Actinopteri; Cichliformes; Cichlidae
Product: ceramide-1-phosphate transfer protein-like
Biological process (GO): ceramide transport; intermembrane lipid transfer
Cellular component (GO): cytosol; cytoplasm; membrane
Molecular function (GO): ceramide 1-phosphate binding; ceramide 1-phosphate transfer activity
Source: RefSeq, a predicted model, not a curated record
GUGAGAGCAUGGUAUGAAGUAACGGUAGAUGAUGUGUGCGUGUUUUAAUUUGUGUGAGAAAAAAGUGAGGAUCCCAGGCAAAUCUGUGUGGUUUGGCUGAUUGUGUGUGUGUGUGUGUGUGUGUGUGCGUGUAUGUGUGUUUUGGUCACCAUGGUUUUCCUCAGACGGACACCGCUGCUUCGUUACGUGCUGCUGUCGGCCAUGUUGGCUCUGCUCCUCUUCAUCAGCUCUUUCUGGCUGCCCCAGGGUGGAGUCCGGGACUGUGGCAGCCCCUGGCAGCCAUGUUUGAGUUUUUACCACCAGAAGCCGGAGCCUCCAUGGGCCCCUGAGCAGUGGGCGGAGCCAGAUGGAGCCCUGUCCCUCGUAAAGGAGUGCCCUGGCCAGUCAUUUCAGGCUUCACAUCUGCUGCUGUACCUGAAAUCCAGCCUGGCAAACAACGAAGAUAUCCUGCUGGAGCCAUAUCUGAAGAGCUGGGACCAGCUGCUGAAGUUCAUGGAGUCGCUUGGGCCGAUGGUCAGUUUCUUCUCUCAGAAGGUGCAAGAAAAGGUUGUGCUGAUUCGAGAGCUGUCACUCAGACACAGUGCAGAGGCUAAUGGGAAACCCGCUGGACUACAAACCCCAGAAGCAUUUGGAUUAAAAACAGGGGCGUAUCGUUCUGUUAGAUCCAUGAUGGAGGCGGAGUUGAGAGCGGAUAUGGUAAACUUCUCGUACCGCACAGACUCAGGCUGCAGGACGCUGCUCCGGCUGCACCGUUCCCUCCUCUGGCUGAAGCUAAUGUUGGAGGGUUUGGCUGAAGGACCGAAUGAAAAUGGACAAUACAAAACGCCGGGGGAGCUGAGCAGGGAUGCCUACAAGGUGGCGCUGGCCCCACACCACCCCUGGGUGCUCCGGCAGGCAGCAGAAUUUGUCUUCCUCGCCCUUCCCAACAGACAGUACUUUCUGCAGCUGGUGUGUGUGCAGAACCAGCAGGAGGCUACGCCCAUCCUGCGCAUCAUCAUCGACGCCCUGAUGCUGGUGCACACACGAACUCAGCAGCUUCUGGCCGAGCGAGGCAUGCUGGAUCUGCCCUGACCAGCCAACUCAGUCUCACGGCAGUUUGUGAGACAGUCACAAUAUUUAAUCUUAAUCUUAUUUAAUCCUAUUUUUUCAUUACAAGAAUUUUCUCAUUUUUCUGAGAGAAGAAUGUAAAGUGUGAAACUAACUUUGAGACUACUACUACCACUACUAUAAGGUUUAGCAAUUGUAGAUCUACUUGGUUAGGUUUGAGCAUGAUGGAUUAGGUUUAAACGAAGAUCAUGGAUUGGCUUAAAACACAAUGGACCCAUGGAUGUGAGCAGUCAAACUAAGAAAAAACUGGAAACAUCAGGAACAAAACAAAACUUUCACCUCACAAAUUCAGAGAGGAUUCUACAGACUAUUCUGACUCUGGACAUGUUUAGGAUUUUUCAAUCUUUGGUUUAUUUGGAACAUAAAAUUCUGUCGAUUUUUUUCCCUUUUUUCACACAUGAGGAACAGAGGUUUGUAUGAACAAAUGAAAAAAGGUUAUUCGCUGAGGAGGAGCAUGAAGAUGGCAAUAAUUGUAAAUGACCUCAUUAAUAUUUUGUAAAGUGUUUUGUAAAGUUAUGAGUGACUAUUAUAUUGUUGGAGCGGAUGCUUUUAUUUUGAAAGUCACAGAGCGACAAGGUGACGUAAAUUAAGUGGCGUAAACUAUAUAGCAGAAGCGCGAGUUUUAAUGCACAGAGAGGUGGUGUGCUCUAUGGUUAAUGGACGGGAAUGGGAAAAAGAACGGCUAUUAAGGUGCAACACUGAGUCGAAAGCAGUUUCUUAGCACCUGGUUGAUGAGGGAACAAGGUUUGUAACAAAAUUUGUCCUGUAGAUAUGUAUUUGGUUGUUUUACGGAGCAUAUAGCUGCUGACCGCUACUAAGCAUAAAGGCUAAGUUUUCACCCACUAGAGGGCGCUAACGUACCUCGUCAUGUUUAGGCAGCGAUGCAACGAUUUCCCUGUUAUAUGCAAUAAUUUACAAGUUUUAGUGUUAUUUGUUAUGUAAGGUAAGGAGAAUUAAUUUGUGAUUAAUGAAUAAGUCAAAAGGUUAAAGGUAACACACUGUUUGAUUUACUAAUAGUCUUUUAUUCUGUAUGUUGUAGCUCUUACGGUGUGUUCACAUACACGGCUGUUUAAUAAAAGGAUUGUGAACCAUUUUCAACCGGGGAUGCUACAAUAAUAUCAAAAGAAAGAACUCAGGAUUUCAAAGUUUCAUUAGAGUUAUUGUUGACAAUAAUUUACACAAAUGUAAUAAAACUUUCCAU